AUGAGAAGUGAGACAGGGUUAGACAGUAUUGAUGUGAUUAGCCAGGGAAAGCAUUGCAUUCAGAAGGCUGUGGUUCUCCUGUUCGAAAUCACAAAACUAUCAGAAACACUGACCUUCCACCCAUUUCUUAGGGAUCCUCUGGGAACUGUUGUCCAGAACUUUGUGAAGGGGACCUCUGUAAUGACAGGAAACUCCAGUGGGGCUCCCCAGGAUGGGGAUCUGGUUCUCUGCCCACAUUCAUUAACAGAGGCCUGUUCCCUCAUCCCCAAGGCGCGCGCGCACACACACACACACACACGUGCACACACAUGCACAAACACACACGCUCAAAGUGUGCAUGUACCUCCCCCCUUUCAAGUCACAGUGCUGGAUCCACAUUUCCAGAAAAGCUGUACACACUGGAGAAGUACAGUACAUGCUGCUUUUCUGCUCAACUGCAAGAGACAUAGUUUAGUCACUGCUCUUUGCCAAGAAUACCCUGAAACAAGCAACAGAAUUCAGCAUUGUAAAAAAGAGUGGUCUGUGAAUCUGUUAAUUACAGCAGGAGCCAUGCUUGGUCCUGGGGUCACCGGUUUUCAGUCAGCAAUGAUUUCAAGGCUCUGGGCAGCAGAUUUCCAAGGGAAGGAAGAACAGGAACUCUGGUGUUGGCACAAAGGGAGAUGUGGCGCCUACUUCAUCAGGAAAGUGUCCACUACUUUCCCACGUCCCUGA
Molecule: messenger RNA, 711 nt
Organism: Rangifer tarandus platyrhynchus (Svalbard reindeer)
Lineage: Eukaryota; Metazoa; Chordata; Mammalia; Artiodactyla; Cervidae
Source: the annotation of a GenBank genome assembly